AUGGAUUUCAAGAUUGGCCAGCUGAAGCAGACUGCGAUCUUCAUUCCUUGCCUUCUUCUAUUGGUCUUCGCCAUUAAGGGGGUCCUGAGGCUUUUUGCAAAGUGGGAGUUUUGUCGCCAACACAACUGUCGUACGCCAAAUGGGGCAUCAUCUGGAUUCCUCGGGCUCGGCAGAGUAGCCAAUCUCUUGUUAGCAAUGAAGAACUGCGAGUCCUUGGAGCUGCUGCGAACCUGGCACCACCAGCAUGGCAACACUUUUAAAACGUCGUUGGGUCGUCCUGUCAUCAUUACCAUCGAGCCUAAGAACGUUCAGGCGGUCCUCGCGCUCAAGUUCAAGGACUUUGAUCUGGGUCACCGGAACAAGGCUGUAGCGCCGCUUCUUGGACAGGGAAUCUUUGCGAGUGACGGCCAGAUAUGGGAACACUCGAGAGCCCUCGUGCGGCCGAAUUUCGUCCGCAACCAGGUCUCCGACAUGAAUGUUUAUGAGAGACAUGUCUCUAACCUCAUUGCGAAGAUACCCCGCGAUGCGUCAUCUGUAGACCUGCAGGAGUUGUUUUUCCAGAUGACCAUUGACUCUGCCACCGAAUUCCUCUUUGGAGAGUCUAUAGACUCGCUUGGUGCUGGUGAUGACCAACCAGCCUUUGCCAAAGAUUUCAAGACGUCCCAAGAUGGGCUGGCUAUUCGCGCCAGACUCGGGCCUCUAAUGUUCCUCUACCAAGACCGGGCCUUUUCGAAGUCGACAGUCGAAGCCCGCCGCUUCGUCGGUCAAUUUGUGCAACAGGCUCUUGACUAUCGAGCCACACAUACCAGUGGCAGCGACACACUCAAGGCCUCGGAAGAGCGAUAUGUCUUUCUCUAUGAGUUGUCCAAGCAGACAGCCGACAAGAAGAUGCUGACCGACCAACUCCUCAACAUACUGCUCGCCGGUCGAGACACCACAGCUAGCCUUCUUAGCAUCACGUGUUUUAUCUUGGCUAGAAGGCCCGAUAUAUGGAACAAGUUUAGAGAGGACGUGCUAAAGCUUGGGAAAAAAGCGCCAUCCUUUGAAGAUCCAACAAGGACACUUUUCUCUCCCCUUGGUGGUGGCCCAGAGGGCAAGGAUCCUGUUUUUGUUCCCGAGGGACAUGAAGUCCUCUACAGUGUGUAUAGCAUGCAUCGUCUCCCAGAAGUAUUCGGGCCUGACGCAACCGAGUAUCGUCCGGAACGAUGGGCCAAUCUGAAGCCUGGGUGGGCUUACAUCCCAUUCAAUGGAGGGCCGAGGAUCUGUCCGGGGCAGCAGUUUGCCCUGACAGAGGCUGGCUAUACCUUGAUACGUAUUGCUCAAUGUUUCAAGAGCAUUGAGAGUCGUGACGACCGGCCAUUCAAGGAGGGACUCACGCUCACUCUGGCCAGCGAGAACGGGACCAAGGUGUCUCUGACGCCUGGAUAG
Penicillium samsonianum is the source of this 1428-nucleotide messenger RNA. Its product is annotated as cytochrome P450. The record is from RefSeq and is a predicted model, not a curated record. NCBI's taxonomy places the organism in Eukaryota, Fungi, Ascomycota, Eurotiomycetes, Eurotiales, Aspergillaceae. Gene Ontology annotation, molecular function: oxidoreductase activity, acting on paired donors, with incorporation or reduction of molecular oxygen, reduced flavin or flavoprotein as one donor, and incorporation of one atom of oxygen; iron ion binding; heme binding. Bases 1 to 1428 code for a protein of 475 amino acids. The transcript is spliced from 4 exons.